This is a messenger RNA of Manihot esculenta (cassava), 2370 nucleotides long. RefSeq lists its product as uncharacterized. NCBI's taxonomy places the organism in Eukaryota, Viridiplantae, Streptophyta, Magnoliopsida, Malpighiales, Euphorbiaceae. The transcript is spliced from 13 exons. The coding region runs from base 141 to 2129 and encodes 662 amino acids. The record is from RefSeq and is a predicted model, not a curated record.
AAGUUCGCGCUAAAAUGCCGAAGCAGCGCUUCCAUUUCCCUCCGAGAAGGUCCAGGGUUUUGUGUCGCAUUACGACUCAGUAAUCACAGGAGAGAGACAAGUUGCAUCUUGAAACCAAUAGCUCGAAAGGAGACUCGCUUAUGGAAAUGGACGAGCAACAGCAACCGCCCCAAGAAGAUGAUCCGUUUCUUGCAUUCGUUGAUUAUGCGAGAUCUGUGCUAUCUCCCGUCGACGAAGGCGAAGGAGAAGGAGGAGGUUAUGAAACGAAUGGUCAUGAAACAGAGACCUGCGGUCCCGGAUGGAGCUGGAUCGUGUCUCGGAUCCUUAGGACUUGUAUCGCUUAUUCAAGCGGAGUGACUAAGGCUAUUCUGCUUUCUGAUCUCUCUCAGGCGUGGAGUGAACUGCACAGAAGCGGGGCACCAAACAGGAGACCGGAAAUCAUCAAUCAGUUGAAGAAGAAACAUAGGAGAACUAAGCUGCCAACCACUAUCACAAUCGACUGUAUAUACGAGAAGAACUUUUUGUCCUUAAGUAGCACAUUGGAAGCUGUUAUUGUCGACGCUUUUGUUCUCCCUGGUACAAACAUUUAUAUGCUUACUUUGGGAGAUUUUUGGAGCUCAAAUACCAUUGGCCUUUAUCUUCACCGAAGAUACUAUGACUUGGUGGAUCCUCGCAAUGGAAUCUUGAAGAAGGGAAGGGAAGUUUUCCUCACUGGAUGCUAUCUCCGAACGGCCAGAGAAGGAUCGGGUUGUCCCCGACUUCUGCCAACAGAAUAUCUUGUGAUCUUGUUAGAUGAUGAUCAGGAUGAUGAUGCCAUGCUGAUAGCAGCUCAGUUUUGCUCAGACUCUUUCUCUUCCAUUUCUCUUGAUGAAGCUAACAGCGGGGUUUCUUAUUCAUUAUAUGCAAGGAUUGAAUCUAUUGAGUCAAUGGAAGUUCAAGGGGUAUUUGGUAAUGUGCAGAGGAAAGAAAUUACUCUUGUUGACAAUGAUGGUGUCCAGCUAAAAUUUCUCUUGUGGGGAGAGCAGGUUCUACUGGCCAAUCUUUUUAGCACUGGAAGUAUGAUUGCAAUUGAUAGACCAUAUAUUGCAAGUUCCAAAGAGAGUGCUGUUCAAACGACAAGUGAACUUUGUCUUGAAUAUGGUAGUGCAACACAACUAUAUCUAGUCCCUUUUGUUCAACAUGAGGAACAAGUGUAUGUGCCCUUGACUCAAAGCCGAUAUCAAGGAUCAAAGGUGAUGAGUGCAUUAGAUCCUACUCAGGGACCUAAAGUUUCACAAGUGUCAUUGCCCUGUGAUUCUCAGGGGUCAAUUGAUUUCAGCAAUUAUCCUUUCCGAUCAUUGGUAAUUGAUCUUCGUGACAAGAUGACUAGCAUCAGCCUCUAUGGUAUUGUUACAGAGAUAUUCCGUGAAACAAAUACCACAAAAAUAAUUUUCUCUUUAAAGAUUAAGGACACAACGGGAGCAAUUUGGGCAAAGCUAUACUUCGCUAGAUCUUGGUCUCUGGGAAGAUUGGGAGUUGGUCACAUAGUCUAUAUAUCUGGCUUGUCAUGCUACAAGACAAAACACAAUAAUCUUGAACUAUCAUGGUUUGAGAAUGAUGUUGGAGCGUCCUUCGUAAAUCUUAGUUGCCUACCAGCAUUAUUAAACUCAUCUUGUCUUCAACGAUUAUCUUGCCUCUCUGAUCUAGCCGAUGGUUCUAGUUGUACAUAUAUAUGUCGAGUUCGGCUUGAUCAAGUUAAUCAAUGUCAUGUCAGUACAAGAUAUUCACAUUCUCUUUGCGGUCAUGUAGUUAAGAAGAUUCCCAGUGGGGUUAAUGAAUGCAGUUUCUGUCUUUGUAAUUGUGAUGAAAUUACACGCACUUUCCACUUGAAAAUCACUCUUGCAGAUGAGAGAGCAAAGAUUUUCGCAUGGUGUACUGGUCAAACUGCUACUGAGUUGCUGCAAAUAUCUCCUGAUGAAUUCUAUGAGCUCCCUGAGGAGGAACAAUUCAUGUACCCUUCAUCACUAGAGAAUGAGAGCUUUGUUGUCGCAUUAGUAAACAGCAAGAGACAGGGUUACUGCGAUCAAAGUCUAACUAGGGAGACUGAUACAGUUUCUUGGGAGAUCACUCGUGCGCUAAGGUACGAAUAGCAUAUGUACAAGAGAACUUUAAGGGAAAAAGUACUUGAUCAUUGCGAAGCUCUCACUGAGAUCGCUAGUACCCCUUGUAAAUUUAGGCCAAUGGCGUAGUUAUCAUUUAUUUAUCUUUCUGAUACAUGACGAACGCGAAGCUAUAACUCCCACAUGUGCCUCUACCUUUGUAUUAUCAAUACAAUAUUUGCUGCUCGACAAAAUUAAAUAAAGUAAAAAGAGAAACGAUAUCUCCUCCCAA